AUGAAAUUGAGACUGGGGGGGCGAGGGGAAUGCACCUCUGCGGGCAGAGUCACGGCACACCUCCUCUUGUCGUUCCUUGCAAUAUCGCCAACCUUGGCUUCUGUUGGGGAAGCUUUCAACCAUAAGGAGGCGGCCCUCCAACCUGGACCACUGCUUCCACCUAGCACUCAACAACCCGCCUCGGCCGAACACCUCUUCACGCUACGACACGUAUUUCACCACGGCACAUACCGGCAUCCUCAGCUGCACCGGAGAAAGGAUGUCCGUCACUUGGACGAUGCCGGAAGCCAGGUCUGGCUGGCCGAGGAGGACGGGUUCAAGAGGGAGAAGGUGAUGCCUCUCACCGCUAAGAGCGCACCUCUAAAGAUCGAGCGCAUGGUUGACCGCCGACCGUCUGUCGUCGACCCGAUGGUUACCGAAGCUCGACAGCGCGGCUAUGUCAACAUCAUGUCGCCAUCCGACUGGACCCUCGACGAGGUUCCCGGACCCAACAUCACUGACAAAGCUACUGUCAUCAGCCUCGCCAUCAUGGCUGCGAACGCGUAUAUCGAAGAGGAGGGAAAGGCAGACUGGGAAGAGGUCGGUGGUCCGUACAAUAGAAGCGCCGACUUUGGAUGGGAAACCGACGGACUGCGCGGGCAUAUCUGGGCAGACUCGACAAACUCCACCGUUGUGAUCGGGCUGAAGGGUACAUCCACUGCCAUUUUCGAUGGAGAAGGGACUACCACGAACGACAAGGUCAACGACAACCUCUUCUUCAGCUGUUGCUGUGCGCAGCAGGGACAGUGGACCUGGCAUCAGGUCUGUGACUGCGCAACGUCCACGUACUCGUGUAACAACACCUGUGUUGUUGAAGCACUCCGGGAUGAGCACCGAUACUACACGGCGGCCAAGGAGCUGUACUCCAACGUCACAGAGAUAUUCCCCGACGCCAACAUUUGGCUAUCAGGCCACUCCCUGGGUGGCGCUGUCAGCUCUCUGCUGGGCCUUACCUAUGGCCUUCCUACUGUCACCUUCGAGGCCGUGCCGGAGGCGCUCGCUGCCGGCAGGCUCGGUCUUCCCGUACCUCCGGGCGCGGAUCAGAUGGUUCACCAGGCCCGCCAGAACACUGGUGCGUAUCACUUUGGCCAUACGGCAGACCCCAUCUACAUCGGCACCUGCAAUGGAGCCACUGCGACGUGCUCUUUCGCCGGAUAUGCCAUGGAGUCAGCCUGCCAUACUGGGCUUGAGUGUGUUUAUGAUGUUGUCGCUGAUAAGGGUUGGAGAGUCGGCAUCGGAACGCACAAGAUUCGAUCUGUGAUCCACGACGUCAUCAUGAAAUACGACAACGUGCCCGAGUGCAAGGCCACUCCCGAAUGCCGAGACUGCGCCAAUUGGAAGAUGUACGAAAGCAACGGCACGGAGACAACCACAACGUCAAGGUCUUCAACCACGUCCAAGACGCGCACUCGUACAGAAACCUGCCAGACACCAGGCUGGUGGGGUUGCUUGGAUGAGACGACGACUACUCCAGUCACAACUACGACCUCCACUUCGACCACUUCGACUUGCAAGACACCUGGAUGGUUCGGGUGCAAAGAUGAGACCACCACGACCACCACGACCACCACGACUUCGACAACCACCAGCGCAACGACCACCUGCUUGACCCCUGGGUGGUUUGGCUGCAAGGACAAGACCACGGCGACCAGCACCACGACCUUACUGCCUGGCUCGACUCCGGCUCAUGGCAUCACUGCUGCUCCUACGGCAACCCCCACAUCAGCUCCCACGAAGGCACCUCCGUCGGAUCCCCACUGUCAGAGGAGGUCCUGGUUUGGGUGGUGCAAAGAAUGGAGCCAGGCUAGCGAAAGCAGCAAUGAGGACCUGUGA
Colletotrichum graminicola M1.001 is the source of this 1872-nucleotide messenger RNA. RefSeq lists its product as uncharacterized. The transcript has a single exon. The record is from RefSeq and is a predicted model, not a curated record. The coding region runs from base 1 to 1872 and encodes 623 amino acids. Gene Ontology annotation, biological process: piecemeal microautophagy of the nucleus; multivesicular body membrane disassembly; macroautophagy. NCBI's taxonomy places the organism in Eukaryota, Fungi, Ascomycota, Sordariomycetes, Glomerellales, Glomerellaceae. Gene Ontology annotation, molecular function: glycerophospholipase activity.